AUGACUCGAUACGACACUCUAAAAGCGACUUCAGGAACCACGUCCUCUCGGUCGAUCCCCAUUAUCGACUUGACACCCUCCUUCUCAUCAUCUCUCGCCGACCGCCAGAAGGUAGCAAACAAAAUCCACGAUGCUUGUACCACUAUAGGAUUCUUCUAUAUCAAAGGUCAUGGCAUUCCCAACGGCGUGUGCGAUGAUGUCCUCAAACUCGCGGAGCGAUUCUUCCACGAAUUACCAGAUCCCUCGAAAGAAGCAAUACAUAUGAAGAACUCUCCACAGUUCCGCGGAUAUGAACCAGCUGCAUACUCGUCGUCGAAUAAUUUUACAAGCAAAGAGACGAAGGAGGCGUUCAAUUGGGGAUACGAACCUGGGCUCGAUCCAACGGGGGGUGAUGGAAAGUACGUUGAAAUUGAUGGCAGCUCGGAUGGAAGCAAGAAUCAGUGGCCUUUAGAGGAUGACUUGCCUGGAUUUUACAAGGGAAUUGCUGAAUACUAUUCCCAUGUCUUGCAAUUAUCUCGCCAUCUAUGCCGUCUCUUUGCCCUCUCCCUUAACCUCAAGGAAGACUUCUUCGAUCCAAUGAUAACACACCCAGGUGGAAUAGCACGGCUGAUUCGAUACCGACCAAGCUCCAAUCCGAAACCCCUGUCCGAAGUCGAUGAGAACGAGGAAAUUGGCUUGGGUGCGCAUUCGGAUUACGAGUGUUUUACACUUCUACUCCAAGACUCGAAUCCUGGUCUCGAAAUACUGGGUUCUGAUGGACACUGGAUAAGCGCACAACCCGUCGAGGGUGGGAUUGUAGUCAAUGUGGCUGAUUUCUUGAUGAGAUGGACCAACGACAAAUACAAAAGUACUGUUCAUCGAGUAGUCAAUCGAACGGCGAAAGAGAGAUACAGUAUCCCUCUUUUCUUCUCUAUCAAUUAUGAUGAGACCGUUGAGACGCUUCCUUCUUGUAUAAGCGAAGAUAAUCCUGCCAAGUACCAACCAAUUGCGGCAGGCCAAUACGUCCUCGAUCGACUGUCUUUGACGUUGAAAACUGGAAAAUACUGA
Lachnellula hyalina is the source of this 1047-nucleotide messenger RNA. RefSeq names its product 2-oxoglutarate-Fe(II) type oxidoreductase. Gene Ontology annotation, molecular function: dioxygenase activity. Bases 1 to 1047 code for a protein of 348 amino acids. The record is from RefSeq and is a predicted model, not a curated record. Lineage: Eukaryota; Fungi; Ascomycota; Leotiomycetes; Helotiales; Lachnaceae. The transcript is spliced from 3 exons.